Molecule: messenger RNA, 4173 nt
Organism: Homo sapiens (human)
Lineage: Eukaryota; Metazoa; Chordata; Mammalia; Primates; Hominidae
Gene: ORMDL1
Product: ORMDL sphingolipid biosynthesis regulator 1
Exons: 6
Coding region: 189-665 (158 amino acids)
Cellular component (GO): endoplasmic reticulum membrane; membrane
Source: RefSeq, marked validated
GGGCGUGUAUCCGCGGCCGUAGCAGCCGGGCUGGUCCUGCUGCGAGCCGGCGGCCCGGAGUGGGGCGGCGGCAUGUACCUUCCACAUUGAGUAUUCAGAAAGAAGUGAUCUGAACUCUGACCAUUCUUUAUGGAUACAUUAAGUCAAAUAUAAGAGUCUGACUACUUGACACACUGGCUCGAGCAAACAUGAACGUUGGAGUUGCCCACAGUGAAGUGAAUCCAAAUACCCGUGUCAUGAACAGCCGGGGUAUGUGGCUGACAUAUGCAUUGGGAGUUGGCUUGCUUCAUAUUGUCUUACUCAGCAUUCCCUUCUUCAGUGUUCCUGUUGCUUGGACUUUAACAAAUAUUAUACAUAAUCUGGGGAUGUACGUAUUUUUGCAUGCAGUGAAAGGAACACCUUUCGAAACUCCUGACCAGGGUAAAGCAAGGCUCCUAACUCAUUGGGAACAACUGGACUAUGGAGUACAGUUUACAUCUUCACGGAAGUUUUUCACAAUUUCUCCAAUAAUUCUAUAUUUUCUGGCAAGUUUCUAUACGAAGUAUGAUCCAACUCACUUCAUCCUAAACACAGCUUCUCUCCUGAGUGUACUAAUUCCCAAAAUGCCACAACUACAUGGUGUUCGGAUCUUUGGAAUUAAUAAGGGGAACAGCGAAGCCAGAUGAUUUAUUAGUUAUUGCCGGUGAAAAUACAGAGAUCCUUUGAAACAUUUGUCUCUCCUAGAAUUCUCAUCAAACCAUAUGCUUCUAACACAGCACUUAACAGUCAUGGGGAGUAUGUGGGAAUAACAGAGACUCGCUUCCCUGCCAAAACCACACAUAGACCCACACACUUGAAAAAUAAGGAAAUAAGAUCAUCUGAGUAUGGAGAUUCCUCAAAAAUUAAAAUUAUAUCCAGCAAUUCCACUUCCGGGUAUAUACCCAAAAGAAGUAAAAGCAGGAACUUGGACAGAUAAUUUGUACAUCUAUGUUCACAGCAGCAGCAUUCACAAUAGCCAGAAGGUGGAAGCAAUCCAAGUGUCCAUCAAGGGAUGAAUGGUUAAAAGAAAUGUGACAUAUACACACAAUGGAAUAUUACUCAGCCUUAAAAAGGAGGAAACUUCUGAUAUAUAUUACAUCUUGGAUGAAUCUUGAAGACUUUAUGAUAGGUGAAAUAAGUCAGUCACAAAAUGACAAAUACUGUGUUACCCCACUUUUAUGAACUCCUAGAAUAAUCAAAUUUAAAGUGGAAUGGUGGUUGCCAAGGGCUGGAAGGCAGAAGGAAUGGGAGCUUAUUGGUUCUUGUUUUUGUUUUGUUUUUUUUUUUUUGAGACGGGAGUCUCCUUCUGUUGCCUAGGCUGGAGUGCAGUGGUGCAAUCCCAGCUCACUGCAACGUCUGCCUCCCAGGUUCAAGUGAUUCUCAUGCCUCAGCCUCCCACGUAGCUGGGAUUACAGGCAUUCAUCACCACAACCAGCUAAUUUUUGUAUUCUUAGUAGAGAUGGCCAUCAUGUUGGCCAGGCUGGUCUCGAACUCCUGACUCCAGGUAAUCCGCCCACCUCAGCCUCCCAAAGUGCUGGGAUUACAGGCGCGAGCCACUGUGCCCGGCUGGGAGCUUAUUGUUUAAUGGGUACAGAAUUUCAGUUUGAGAAGAUGAAAAGGUUCUGGAGCUAGAUGGUAGUCAUAGUUGCAUAGCAAUGUGAAUGUACUUAGUUCCUUUGAACUUAAAAAUGGUCAAAAUGGUAAAUUGUUAUGUAAAUUCUACCACAAUAAAGUUCAGAAAAGUUAAUUUGUAAAAUAAGCAUAAUGGUUCAGCAAACAAAACCCAAAAUAUCUUCCAAAGACCUGAUUGACAGUAUUACCACUAAUGAAAGAACGUUCCACAUCAAGAGAUACUGGUCAGCAAAGAAAAUUUAAGAGGAGAAAGGAUGGGCUGGGCGUGGUGGCUCACGCCUGUAAUCCCAGCACUUUGGGAGGCCGAGGCAGGUGGAUCACGAGGUCAAGAGAUGGAGACCAUCCUGGCCAACAUGGUGAAACCCCGUCUCUACUAAAAAUACAAAAAUUAGCUGGGCGUGGUGGCGUGCACCUGUAGUCCCAGCUACUCAGGAGGCUGGGGCAGGAGAAUCGCUUGAACCCGGGAGGCAGAGGUUGUAGUGAGCCAACCUCACACCAAUUGCAAUCCAGACGUCGUCUCAAAAAAAAAAAAAAAAAAAAAAUGGAGAAAGUAAAAUGGCAAUGUAUUUUUAGCACUAGCCAAGUCAAAGAAUGUAAGACAAUGUGACUCAAGUGGAAAGGGCUGCAUCAGGCUUGAAAUACUAGCCAUUAAAAGCACCACACACAUUUCUAUUGUUUCUGUUCUGUAUUUACCAAGCAAUCUUCUGAUUAUAAUUUGGAUUUAGCCUUCAUUGUAAUUUGGUCAAUACAAGGAAGAUAAUGACCAGCAAACUCAACUAUCCUAGCUUCCCCAUAAUUGUGUUUCUCAUAAAUAAUACAUUAGUAUUAAUGGCUUUUACACAGCAUUUUAUUAGCAGUUUGUGGUGGGUAACUCAGUACUCCAGAGUCCAGUCACUUCCAGACCUGAUAAACCAAUUUCAAGCCUAUAAAAGAAUCAGAUAUUGAAACUCAAGUAAUCACACUAUGGGCCUGCCAGGCUGGCAUACAUCUGUGGCACGCCAAUGUGGCUUUUCCCAAGCAAUACCCCUCUCUGAAUGCAGUUUCCAUUCACAUUUCCAUAAUUCUGUACUGCAUUUUGUCUUCUGCCUGUAGACUCAGAUUCUUGAGAACAGAGAAUGGACCUUAUCUGUAUCCUUAUACUAAUAAAGUUCCUAGCAUAAAGGAAAUAACCCAAUAAAUAUGUAACAAAUGAAAAUAAAACCUAACCUAGUAGGACAUAAUUAGGAAAUAAAUAUUGAAAAAUAGGAUUUGGGCCAGGCGUGGUGGCUCAUGCCUGUAAUCCCAGCACUUUGGGAAGCUGAGGCAGGUGGAUCACGAGGUCAGGAGUUCAAAACCAGCCUGGCCAACAUAGUGAAAUGUCAUCUCUACUAAAAAUACAAAAAUUAACUGGGAAUGGUGGCAGGCACCUGUAGUCCCAGCUACUCGGAAGGCUGAGGCAGGAGAAUCGCUUGAACCCCGGAGGUGGAGGUUGUAGUGAGCUGAGAUGGCACCACUGCACUCCAGCCUGGCAACAGAGUGAGACUCCAUCUAAAAAAAAAAAGAAAGAUUCUUAUAUGUUUUAAUAUAUAAUAUGUAUUAAUAAUAAAAUUUUCCUCUGAAGGCUACAAAUGGAAAGCUAGACACACAAUAUCUGAGACCAAAUAAGCAUAUCUAGAUUCAGCUGGAACUCUCGAUUUAUGUUGAACUUACAUAGGCCAUAUUUUUUGAGAAUGCCCAUGAGUGGCAUUCUAACUAUCUGCAUAAAAGUACAGACAGGCCUCAGAGAGCAUACAUGCCUUUCCCCCAAUAACCCUCUCCUAUGUUACAAUAGAGAACAUAAAAAAUGUAUAUCUUUGCUAAAUACAUGGGACUUGUAUAAGUGCCACUUUACAUAUAUUCGGUCAAGGGAAAGAUAAAAUUCCAUACUAAUGUGCCCUAGAGUUCUCCUGUUUCACAUAAUAACAGCAUUCGGACUCAACACUGGCCAAGAGUGCCUAGACGAGGAAUCUACCAAUGAUAGCACACACAAUAGGAUCUUGCUUGUCUUGACAGCACAGAAGAGCAUUGGGAUAUACUUGCUGAACAUAAUUGGAAUUGUAAGAAAAAUAAUACCUGAUGUGAAAGGUUUUAUGUUCAAACUGGAUUCCAGUGUAUAACAGAAAUAAGCUCUGACCUCUCUAACCGUAUGACUAAUUUUUCUUAACUUUUAGGUUUUAAUUUUUCUUUUUUCCCUUGUUUAGGCCAACAGUGCACCCUAGAGAAAAUGUGAGUUAUUUUCUCUUCUAGCAGUUAAGAAAACAGACUCCAGUGCCAGAUGUCCUGACUUCUAAUCCUAGCUUUGCUUUUCCUAGUUGUGUGACCUCCAAAGCACCCAAACUCUGUGGCCCAGUUGCCUGUAAAAUGAGGACAGAAACUAUUUCAUGGGAUUUUGAAAGAAAUUAAUCUACAGCAGGUGCCUGGUACAUAGUGCCACUUUAUCAUUAUUGUUACACAUAAAUGAAAUUUUUGAAAAACAUAAGUUCCAAAUAAAAAACCUCAACCAUA